Messenger RNA from Cladocopium goreaui, 2970 nucleotides. The record is from the annotation of a GenBank genome assembly. NCBI's taxonomy places the organism in Eukaryota, Dinophyceae, Suessiales, Symbiodiniaceae.
CGACAUCGCAACUUGUGAUUUCGUGCCCCACUUUGUUUGAUCAUCAUGACGGACGUUUUUGCGGCCUAUGAUGUCAACAAUGAUGGCAAGCUGAGUCGAGAGGAGUUCAGUGCUAUGAUGGGAGCACAGGCUGGGACCACCACUGGAGUUCAGGGAGGAGUCUACAACGCUGGCACUGCGGUGUAUGGAACCACGGCACAAGAUGGGGGCUGCUACACGGGUGCCAACUACAUCAACCAGCCUGCGUACACUGCUUCCCAACCAAUCCCCGUGACAUAUGCCACGGCUCAACCAGCAUCUGUGACGUAUGGAGCUGUCAGUGAGAUGCCACAGACCACAGCUGCUGCUGCUCCUGCUCAAACCGCUGCUCCGCAGGUGACCUAUGCCCCUGCGCAAAGUGCAGCUCCCGCAGUUCAAGCACCAGCAUAUGCACAAGCAGCACAACUCUAUGCACAGCCGCAGGCUGAAGCUCAGCCAGCUGUGACCUAUGCUGCCGCAUCAUAUCCCACCACUGCUCAAUAUGCAGCACAGCCUGCUGAAGCAGCACCUGCUGCUUACACGAUGCAGCCUGCUGAAACCUAUGCGGCACCGCAGGCUGCUGAACCUGUGCCCAUGACAUACUCUACACCCACAGAAAUGGCAGCGCCAACGUACACGACUGCACAGCCAGCCCAAGCAGCUCAGGCUGCACCAACUUAUCAAGUGGCAGCAGCCCCAAUGGCCCAAAUAGCAUGUGGACCUUCCACCUUUGCCCAGUUUGACACCAACAGAGAUGGAGUGAUCUCGAGGCAGGAAUUUGCUGCAGCCUUCACCGCACAGCCCCAGGUGGCUCAGAUGCCCCAAGUGGCCCAGAUGCCCCAGGUGGCCCAAAUGCCCCAGGCAGUGCAAAUGCCACAGGUGGCGCAAAUGCCACAGGUGAUCCAAAUGCCGCAGGCCCAGAUGCCUCAGGUGUCCCAGCUGCCUCAAGUGUCCCAGCUGCCUCAAAUGACCCAGAUGCCUGAGGUGUCCCAGCUGCCUCAAGUGACCCAGAUGCCUGAAGUGAGCCAGAUGCCUCAGGUGUCCCACCUCCCUCAAGUGACCCAAAUGCCUGAGGUGUCCCAGAUGCCCCAGAUGUCCCAGUUGCCGCCAGUGUCCCAGAUGCCCCAGGUGUCCCAUAUGCCUCCAGUGCAGAUACCGCAGAUCCAGCCACAGAUCCAGGGAUUCAACAGUUAUGUGCCCAUGGCCGCACCCAUGGCUGCUGCACCGCAGCAAUCCUUGAGCUAUGUGGCACCUGUACUUCCGCCUCAGAUGGCUCAGACUGCACAGCCCAUGGCCCAGACCACUGUGCCAGUCUAUGCUGCGCCAGCCACUGCUGCAGCAGCUGCAGCGGCAGCUCCAACGCAAACGGCACCAGCAGCAGCACCAGCACCAGAAGCAGCACCUGAACCAGCAAAACCACCAGCCGGAAAGAUGCUGUAUGCUGCACCUCCUUUGGCUGCCCCUGCCACAACCCCUGCCCCAACCACCUCCCCUGCUGCUCAAACACCACCUCCUGGUGCCGUUUAUGCAGCACCCCAGACAUCCUUCGUGCCUCCUCCAGCCCAGGCCUCGCCAUUUUCGGUGCCCAACAUGCCGAGCUAUGUGCCAUUGCAGAUGCCCACGGCGGAUCCAGCCAUGUUUGCAGCUCCAACGAUGUUCCAGCAGCUGGAUAUGAAUCAGGAUGGGGUUCUCUCACGAGAUGAGUUUGCAGCAGCCUUUAAUGCCAUGACCCAGCCAGCUUACUCCAGUGCGCAACCUCCACCCAUGUUUGGAGGCCCUUCAAGUUAUGUGCGGCCAAACCAGCUUUCAUUCACUCCACCAAUUCAAUUUUCAGCCUCCACACAGAUGCCAGCUCCCACUGCCUAUGAAGCACAGCCUCAGAUUUAUUCCUCUGCCCAGCCUCCCAUGUUCACACAACAACCUGCAGGUUUUGCACAGCCUGGAGGUGCAGCCUUCGCUGCUCAGCCUGCUACUUUCACGGCACAGCCGACCACUUACACGGCUGCACCACAAACAUACACCGCUCCUCCCAUGCAAUUUGCUGGCGGUGAAUAUUCAGCCCCUCAGCUGGCCUCCCGCCCCAUGGAGUUUCCUGCCAUGACUCAGCAAUACUCGCUCUCACCACCAAUGGAAUAUUCCGCACCACAGAUGACAGCAGCUCCGGCCCAGUACACAACAGCCCCAGCCCAGUAUUCCGCCAUGCCAUUCUCAACCCAAGCUGCUCAGUACACUGCAUCGGUGGCACCAGCCCAGUACACUGUGGCACCACAAUCCGUACCCCAGGUCCUUGAAGCUCCAGGGCAAUAUCUUGGCGCCGGGCAAUACACCAUGGCACCACAAUAUUCCCAAUAUUCUCAAUACACGGCAGCACCAGCCCAGACUGCAGCGCCGCAGUACAUGUCGCAACUGGCUGGCGGCCAGUACAUGACUGCCGGAAAUCCAGCCUCAACCUGCGCCAACUGCGGAAAUGUCUUCAUGCCCGACGCCGUGUUUUGCCGCAAAUGUGGUGCAAAACGCGAGACAGAUGCCUUUGCACAGAUGGAUGUGAACGGAGAUGGUGUUCUGUCACGUGAAGAGUUCGUGGCUAUGAGGUGAGUGAGGAAAAGAGAUGCUGCUAGUGUCGUACAAAGGGGAAUCAACUUCGACACUGUAAAUGGACACGCCUGGUUUUCUCUCAUAGCGCAACUUGAGAGACCUGGCGACCGAAGCGACCGAAUGGCGACAGCUCAAUCUGGCUGUGUCAGACGGUACUCAACUCUUGAUCAAGUGACAUUGCUUGAUGGUUCAAUGCUCAUCUAGAAGUGCCGGACUCAUUGCAAGCCUUUCCAUACUACCUCCAAAAUAGAAUAUGUGAUUUCAACAUUGUUGCAAGCUUGAGUCUCGGCAUCUGGAAACAACUGAAGUUUCCCGCUUGAUUAUUCUUUGUAGAUAUGAAAACUUGGCAGAAAAACA